Liolophura sinensis is the source of this 1743-nucleotide messenger RNA. RefSeq names its product tetratricopeptide repeat protein 1-like. The transcript has 7 exons. The record is from RefSeq and is a predicted model, not a curated record. The coding region runs from base 296 to 1321 and encodes 341 amino acids. NCBI's taxonomy places the organism in Eukaryota, Metazoa, Mollusca, Polyplacophora, Chitonida, Chitonidae. Gene Ontology annotation, molecular function: protein binding.
GUUCAUCGUGUGUAAAUUUUAAAAUAUUUGUUUUGCAAAGAUUGUUGUUGGUUGUCUCCCUUGAUAAUCAUCUCUUCUGCUGGGAGUAGGGAAACGAUAACGAAACUUCUGACACAAUCGAGAGGAGAUAAUGCCAAUCGACUAUUAAGGCGAUUUUCCGCUCACCAGUACCUUGAACAGGUAUAUUCCACUUGGUAAUGGCACACCAGCUACGAAAUCACGGGAUGGCCACUGCUGAAGCAUUUUGCUUACACAACAGGUUAUUCCACUGAAGCAGAAAAGCAUAAUUCUCAUCAUGGAGAGCAACCAAGAACAAGCAGCAGAGGAAAGGACAGAGCUCUCCAAGAAAUUGGAAAACUUGGUAUUCGUAGAUGCAGAGGAAAAUGUUGUGGCUGAAAACCCUGUAUUUAGAUCUGGUGCUAGUGGUGAUUCUUUGGAUGCCAACAAUGAACAAGUGUCUGACUAUGAGAAUGUUCAUCAAAAACCUUCACUAGCUGAUCGUCUUAAUAAAGAGUUGGAUGAGAACUCUGAGCUCUCACAGUCUGAUACACACAGUGCCAUGUCAGGCCAUGUCAGUGACUCUUGUUCAGAAAACAAGAAGAAAGCAAAGACUGUUGAGUUGUCACGAGGCGAUAAUUCUAGUGACGCAGAGCAGACAGAAGAUGGUGAAGAUGUAAGUGAUGGGGAGGAUGCUUACCACUCAGCUGAGGAGGGUGACAUUGUGAUAGAUGAAGAGAACCUGAGAGAAAUUGAGGAAACAUUAACAGAAGAAGAGAAACUUAGCAGAAGAGAAGAUGCUCAGGCUUUGAAAGAAAGUGGAAAUAAUCUCUUUAAGGAAGGUGAAUAUGCAGAGGCCAUCAAGGCUUAUGGAAAGGGCCUCCAGUUAUGUCCUCCAUCGUUUGCCAAAGACCGCUCCAUCAUGUAUUCCAACAGAGCCGCCUGCCACAUGAGAUCAGAGAAUUUCGAAGAGGCCAUAGAAGACAGUACAAAAGCCUUGGAGCUGAACCCAAACUACAUGAAGGCAUUGUUAAGACGGGCCGAGCUGUACGAGAAGACAGAGAAACUGGACGAGGCUCUGGCCGAUUACACUCAGGUUGUGAACAUGGACCCAUGUCAGCAUGCUGCCAGGAUAGCUUGUGCGAGACUGCCUGAUCAAAUCAAGGAAAGAAAUGAAAAGAUGAAAGAGGAAAUGUUAGGUAAACUUAAGGACCUGGGCAACAUGAUUCUUAAGCCAUUUGGCUUGUCAACCAAUAACUUUCAACUACAACAGGAUCCAAACACAGGAGGCUACUCUGUACAGUUUAACAACAAUGGAAAAUAACCAGACAUGAUUGAUACAAAUGUUCUAUACUCUGAAUUUAAUUAAUACUGAACUAUGAUGUGAUGUUAGGCAUUCGUAUAGUCUUAAUUUUCCUUUGAAUGAUAUUGACUUCUUUCUCCAUAAUCCAAAAAUGUAAAGAAAGAGUUAAAGCAAAAGUGAGUUAACAAUGUUCAGUGAAAAUAACUCAAAUCAAGGAAGCCUUACAUAUUGAGCCCAUUCACAAUAUAAAGUAAAUGAGGCAUUAUUGGAGACUAAAGUUGACACCAGGCUUACUGUAUUUCACCUAUUAAUAAUUCACUUUCAGCAACACAUUAAGGCAUUAAAAUGAUGUUUUUGAUGUUAACACUUAAGUUUUCCGGAUAAGAAAUUAAUAAAAUUUCACAAAAAGGUGGUCCUAUUAGGUGAAUGAAUCUGUCAGAAUC